Molecule: messenger RNA, 537 nt
Organism: Microplitis demolitor
Lineage: Eukaryota; Metazoa; Arthropoda; Insecta; Hymenoptera; Braconidae
Exons: 5
Coding region: 22-537 (171 amino acids)
Source: RefSeq, a predicted model, not a curated record
CGAGUUUAAAUUAUAACCAUCAUGAAGUUUUUACAGUUUAUUUUAAUUGCUGUAAUGUUAAUUACCAUCGAUUCCAAGAAUUUCACUAAAAAUAUAUUAUUUGAAAAUUGUAAGGACACUGAUUGGUGGGUGAAAAAUAUUUCUCCAUCAUUGCCUGUUGACAAUAAAAUUAAUUUCGAAGCUGAAGUAGGGUUUGGUGAAAAAACUGCAAGUUCUGGUCAUUUAAUAAAAUAUACAUUAACAAACUGUAGCGAUUUAUGGUGCAAAAGUCAUGAAAAUUUAACUGUCGAAGGACUUAAUUGUGCAUUUAAUAGUACGGAAGUUAACAAAGAACCUUGUUUAAUAGCGAAGAUUUUGGUAGACUGGACACAGAAUGCAACCAAUUUAAGAAAUUUGAGUGUGAAAAAAUUGAAAAAUGGCUGCGUCAAUUAUGACGUACCUCAGCCGGUUGAAAAAAAACCAAAUUCACUCACUCCUGGGUCGUUAUUUGAACCGUUUAUUAAAAACAUUCCAAUGAAUCCUGCUUUGGUAAAAUAG